Messenger RNA from Sinocyclocheilus anshuiensis, 5972 nucleotides. Its product is annotated as mucin-17-like. The transcript has 5 exons. The record is from RefSeq and is a predicted model, not a curated record. The coding region runs from base 198 to 5153 and encodes 1651 amino acids. NCBI's taxonomy places the organism in Eukaryota, Metazoa, Chordata, Actinopteri, Cypriniformes, Cyprinidae.
CUUGGUGGGAAAGAAACGGCCAACGGGUGGCGUCGGGUCUUACGGUUGUCGAGAUGACGGGUCUGCUUCACCGCGCGCUAUCUUCUCCGGUGGAAUGUUCAGUCGAGCCGCCUGUGGGGGUAUUUAAUGGCACAGCUGAUGCCCGGAGGGAUUAAAGGGAGGUAACUAAACUAGAUGAGCCAGAUAGUUAGCCUAUAAUGUCAACACAUGAUCUGAAGUUGCAGCAGUCAAGUUGUCAAAGCGGAGUGAAAGCCAGCGUGACGUGCUUUGUCCCAAAUCAGGAGAGAUUGUACACACAAACUGACAAAUCACGUUUUCAGAAUGUAAGUGAACAUGAGAAGUUACAUCCUGGACCAUUGGCUCAACACAUCCACAACAAGAAAGAUUUAGAAACUAGAACUACUGCAUCUUCACCAUCGUUGCAGUUAACAGGCCAGCAGAAAAGCAGCAGAGAUUUGCAGAUCAGGCAAAUAAUACUUCUCAGAUCUAAGGAAGACUCCAGUAGGACAUCUGAGGAACAGAGGAAAUCUGCCAGAUUUACUUCCACCAUCUCUAUCAGUCUUCCCAAUAGAAGAAACAAAAAAGACACAGCGGAGGAAAAAACACUGCAAACUACAAAUAGCCCUUACAGCACACAUGAAGCCAUAAAAAACACAGCUAAUCAAAACCACACAGAGCUAAGGGACGUGCUUUCACCAACUGAGCAAUGUGGCGAAUCAACUGGUGAAUUAUUUAAGAAUAGGGAUGGGCCAAAAGCAAGCUUUGAUGAAGACAGUUUUACCACUCUGCAUCAACAUGGACAUAACACACCAAAGCAGGGACAAAAUACAGGAAUACAACACAACAUAGGCCUUCAUGAACAAACGCAAAUUGUCCACAACGGCUCACAAAGACAUUCUACUCAACCUGUUUGUGAGGUUCAAACAGAAUUCAACAAGGAAUCUGGAGCCAAUGACUGUAGAAAGAAUGCUGCAACAACUCCACAGUACCACAGUAAUCUGACCUCCUUUGAAGUGGACAAUGGUCUAAAAGCAAGCACUGAUUCCCAGUUUUUUGCACACUAUUCAGAAGUAGUAAAUCGGGUCUUGCCAUUAGACUCUUUUCCUGAUCUUCAUUCUGAUAGUACCCCUGAGCCAGAACCUGGUCUUAUCAAUCCUACAUCAGCUAUGUUGACAUCGGCCCUGGCCUCAGUUCUUCCUCUACCUUGGAGUGGCCGUCUUCGAAGACCCAAGCAAGGCAGCAGCGAAGUACAGCAUGAGCCCCAAGAUUGUGGACAGAAUGUCAACCCAUCUACCUUAUUUUGCCAGGAUCAGCAGCAACAACCGUUUCUUCCUUCCCAGAGGCGACCAUCUGAACACAUGUUGGCCAAUGACAAUGACAUGCAGUUGACUGCAGGAACCAGCUAUAACUCUCCUGACUGGCAAAAAGAGAACAAUUCCCCGAACAUCACAACCACAAUACAGCCGAAGAGACCCAUUAUUAAAUCCUCCUCUGUGGGCAUGAUGUACAAUAAUACAGAUUUGCAUUCUUUUCCCACACCUCUGGACACUCGUCAGGUACCAAAUUUGGCCCAUUCAGAGUACAGAAUAUCAAAAACUGGAGAUGAACAUGAGCCUUUCAAAUCAUUGAGCUCUAAGCCAACAACAAGCAGUCUACUUCUUUCCUUGAGGAGGUCAAAUUUGAGAAGCUCCAGUGCUGAGCCCACACAAUCACAGACUCAGAUGACUAGGUCUGUCAGGUCCCUUACAUUGCCUAGCAGAGUUGUUUUGAAAACUCCAUCAUUUGCCCAUUCUGUUACCGCUGAUAACCAAACCCCCGUAUAUCCAGACACUCCUGCAAGAACAGAGGAAAUAGCAGUCAGUCAGUUCCCUUUCUCACAUAGAAUUAAGAGUAGAGUGCCAUUAAGAAAAUCACUGUUUCUAAACAAACCAGAGACAGAAAUUUCAAAGAGACUAGAAGCUUCUGUUGCCAGAGUAGAGGAGGAACGUUUCCCAAUCUCCACAACCAAAACCGGCCAACUUGGAAUUCUCAGAGCUCAACAGAGUUCUUAUUCAGUGUUUUUGAGGAAAUAUUCCAGUACAGAGGACAUAGAUCCAGCGGAACAAAAUGCUGCCAACAACACCAACCUGCAAAACUCCAAUAUGACCAGACAAAAAGUAAUUCCAGAUACCACAAUUUCUCCCAAAGUUUUAACAAACAAUGUUCAACAAUCUGGCUUUAAUGUUCAAAAAUUAAAAUCACAAAGUACACACAAUAUAAUAGCCAGUAGUUCUUCAGGUACAAGCACCUUCACAGACAGGCUUAACUACUCACCCAGGAAAGACUCUUCUGUAGAUGGAACAAGUCCCACAAAUGUGGGGCAGAUAUAUCUGGACUCUAAGAAAUAUUCUCAGUCAAAUCAAAGCACUAUGGAUCUUUCGAGCCCUCUUUCUCCAAGCAGACCUCUCAGAAGUGUAAGAGUACCAAGCAUUUAUUCAUACCUACGGGAGUCCAGCCCGGCUGUGUCCACCCCUUCCCCUUCUACCCCUUCUUCCCACAUACAGAGAGGUGAAACAUCGCCUCCUAAGCAAGAUGGAGGUGUAACACUGCAGGGUGACCGGAAAACACUACCUUCAAGAUUUUCAUUUGACUUCAACCCAUUUGUGCCACAGGUACAAGCAUUACAAAGAAACUCUUAUAGCUCCAGCUCUAAUAUAGUACCAGCUCAAUCUCUGCCUCCUGAUUUUGGACGAAGAUCAGCACCUCGUCUCAGCACUUCUCCAUAUUCUAGCCUCAUCUCCUCAAGACCUACACUCAACAACACUUUACAAGAACUAUCCUCUCCACCUGUGUCCAAAACUCAUACCCGAUCUACAUCUUAUGAUAUUGUAACCACUCCUGCAGACUUCAUAAAAGGUGAUCCAAGCUCUUCACUGUCCACAUACACAGGCAUAAUAAGAAGACCAAAGGAACAGUUAGCUUCUCCUAACAGAAAACAGAGGACAGCAGUUCAAGAUUAUACAAGCGCCCUAGAUAAUCACAAACCUGCCCAGCCAUGCCUCUUACAAGCUGCACCAGAUACAAGUUUUGUCAUGGAACGCCAAAGCGCAAAUAUAAGCCCACACCCAAGGCAGCCAGACACAGGCUCUAACAACUUCUGCCAUCAGGAGCAUGAUGGCUUGAUGGAACUUCAGCUUGAUAAGGGUAAUGCUUACCCCGAGCACAGGCUGAGUGAGAAAGAUAAGUAUUUAAUACCUGAUAAGCUCACAGUAGAAAACGAGACUCCACUGACAGCUGAGAAAGAGAUUCCUUCUGUGCAUAUGCAUGAGAGAUUACAGGAAAUGCAAAGUUCCAAUUCAAAAAAAGGCCUCUUUAGUUCACGAGUUAAGAAAGACAAAGAAGCUGUCUUUUCUUCAGCUUCAUUGCCAGACAAAGAGGUUGUUAGUCCCCAGUAUUUAAAAACCAAAAGACAUUCGCCAGUGUUUAAAACGAGCAGCAGGAUUGACCAGAUGUUAAAUCGCUUGAAACUGACAUUUGGUGUCAAACGUUCAGACAGCUCACUUGACGCACUACCGAAAAAGAACAAGAGUCCCACUCAGCAACCCUCAGAUACUGAGACUUUUGAAAGUCCCAAGACAGAGGAGAAAACAUGUUCUGAGAGCCACCCGGAACCUUCUAAAUACUCUUUAACAACUGAUAAAACCUCUUUAAAUUCCUUGUCACUACUAACAUUCAAAAAAUCUGAGAAUACAUUAAAUAAGGAUGAACAAAGUAAGUCUACGGCUGAAAUAAAUUAUUCUGGGUGCAAACGGGAGGCCCCCAACUCAUUCUUGACCACCAAUAAAUCAUCUUUUGCCUUGUUGCCACGUACAUUAAAGAUAUCUGAGAAAAACUUAAAUAUGGAUUGGCAAAAUAGAUCUACAACUGAACAAAAGGGUUCUGGGUGCACAUGGGAGGCCCCCAGCUCAUCUUUGACCACUGAUAAAGCCUCUUUUGCAUCUUUGUCGCCACUUACAUUAAAGAAAUCUGGGAAUACUCUAAAUAUGAAUUGGCAAAACAGAUCUACAACUGAACAAAAGGGUUCUGGGUGCACGUGGGAAGCCCCCAACUCAUCUUUUACCACCGAUAAAGCAUAUUUUGCCUCUUUUGGGUCUUUGUCACCACUUACAUUAAAUAAAUCUGAGAAUUCUUUAAAUAUGGACUGGCAAAACAGAUCUACAACUGAACAAAAGGGUACUGGGUGCACAUGGGAGGCCCCCAACUCAUCAUUGACCACUGAUAAAGCACCUUUUGCUUCUUUUGAGUCCUUGUCACCAUUAACAUUAAAGAAAUCAUCUGAGAAUAAAUUAAAUGUUGAUCAGCAAAAGAGGCAUAGCGAUGAAAAUGGAAACCACUCUUAUGGUAGGAGCUUUAGUCCACAUAGGCUAAAGGCCCAAAGUAUGAAUCGUUCUGCCACCUUGCCACAUUACAGAAAAUCCUCUGUCGGUCCCCCAUCACCCUUUUAUUUGUUUGAUUUUGAUUCAGAAGAAAUUCAGAAUGACAAUGUGUUUUAUAGUCCAGUGAGCAAAAAAACUAAUUCACUGUGUGAGUCUGAUUACUUCUCUUCUCUGAACUCCAAGAGUCCCGUGCAGCAAAACCUUGUGAGGUCUCACUUGUCCUCGUCAUGUGCUGAUUUAAAGUAUGGUCUACACAAUGGACGAUCUUUCUCAGUGAGCAGUGUGGUUUCAAGCCGCCCAUCAGGUCCUGGACGAAUCUCAACAAGCAGCAUCAGCGACCUCUCAAGUUUGGAUGACUUUGUGCCGAAGGGGGAUUAUACAGUAGUUGACUCUCCAAUGAGUAGUAGCCUUUCUCCAAUCUGUGAUGCCAAAUCUAUCACUGGUAAACAGUCUGAACCUGGAUAUACAGAUGAUCUUGAUCUUGAUCAUUAUGAUGCAGACCCAACCCCACCUCCAUCACCAACUAUGUCCUCUUCACCUCGUCGGAUAUCCCAGGCACCUUCUGUGUCUUCCCUCAUGUGGACAACUCCAGAAAAUCUGUCUCCUACUCGUGGAAUCCUGUCAUCAAGGAGCUACACAACCAGCUUGACUGUUUUUGAGGAGUCUGAUUCUGACACCACAACCGAUGAUGAAUACGAUCUUGACAAUUGUGAUGAUGCUGUAGAAACAGAACUUUAGAGGAGGUAAUUAUGUGUUGUUCAAUUCCAUCAUAUUGAAUAUGUGGUUACAUAUACGCUUAGGGUCUUCUACGAAAUUAGAAACAAUCUAAAUUGUAAUAACAAACAACUAGGAAUCCAGAUUGGAUAUGAAUAGAAGGAAUUAUAAUAUAUCAGAACUAUAAGACCAUGUUGAUUUCAUAUUUUUUGUUAUAAAUUAAAUAUAAUGGGCUUUUUGAAUACUUUAGUGUUUGAGGAUAACAAUUUUUGAUUUCAUUAUGAAUUCAUAUACAAUACAGUACAAUGCACUGUUUCAUUAGGUUUUUUAAGUAUAUUUUCUGGAUCUUAAGGCUUUGAAAUGGUGAAUUCUCACAUCAUUCCUUUUAUUGAGACCUGCUUCCUGUAGGUUAUUGACUGUUUCAUUCACUGUGGCAUUUGAAAGCACAGCAUGUCAGUUACAAUACAUUAUUUUCCUGACAGACAUUCUAUAGUCAGUAGCUGUAAACUAAGAAACUGAACCCCAACUGUUUAACAGAGGUGUUUGAAUUUUUUCAACUCAUACUGCUCCAUUAACCGUCAGAAAAAAAAAACAGAAAAAUUUAAUAUCGGUGCCCCUGUAACACUGAUGAUUCCACAUUAAUUAUGGUUAAGUCUGUAAAGAAGAUGAUGUUACAGAAGUCUGCUAUCCAUUUGAUAUUAUUGUUAAAAGUAUGAAAGUGUUAUUGAAAACUGGCUGAUCCUGGCAUAUGCGACAUCUGCAACUUGUUAAUUUGAGGUUCAAACACGGCCUCUCACAAUCUAUGCAAAAGACAUACCACUAGAUGAACUAAGCAUUCUUAAA